Molecule: messenger RNA, 580 nt
Organism: Sphaeroforma arctica JP610
Lineage: Eukaryota; Ichthyosporea; Ichthyophonida
Source: the annotation of a RefSeq genome assembly
ACACAUAGGUUAUCGAGACCAACGUAGUGAACGAGCAAUCCAGUGAUGAGGAGUAUGAGAAGACUAUCAACCAGUACACGGUACAUGAGGUGCUAGGGAGGGGCGCUUUCGGAGUGGUCAGAAAGGUCACCAGUGCCGAUGACGAUGGCGUGUAUGCAAUGAAGGAGAUCAAUAAGAAGAAACUGCAAAGGAAAAACUACGGCAUGAGCAACACCGACAGGAACACAGACACCAACGCACCCGUGGGCAGUAUUAGCUCAGACAUCAAACGCGAAAUAGCCAUCAUGAAACGCUUGGACCAUCCCAAUGUCAUCAGGUUAUACGAGGUGCUCAAUGAUCCGAAUUCGGACUUUAUGUACAUGGUGUUUGAGUUGGCUGAUGGGGUGGCGUGGACUCUGAACAGCAGAGCCGUGACGGGCCAAGGCGAUACAGACAAUGACGGAGACACGGACACGGCACAACUGCUGUCACCAGACACUGUGUGGAGCUACUUCCGAGAUGUCCUUGCGGGGGUACAUUACUUGCACAGUUGCAAUAUAGUCCACCGGGACAUCAAACCAGUCAAUCUAUUCGUUAUUAA